UCCCUUCAGGUUUGCCGUACGAAAAGAUAACCUUUCUCCUCUCAACCCUGUAACUUUUACCGGCAUGGCGUGGAUUAACACCGAAUUAGCAGGUUAGCUGUGAAUGAGAUCUUCACACUGAGAGGAGUAGAAGACUCGUAGUUUCGCAACCGGAGGGGAUGUCUGCACAGGUGCUACGUCGGCAGGUGGCUGUUCUUCGGCUCCUAUCCUCCACCCCCAGGAGAGAUGUCUGGAGGUUCCAGCGGUGGGACAGUGGUCACAGCAAGGAGGUGGAGGCGGAGCAUGUGGUGCUGUUUAACUCCGCCGCGUGCCAAACACACUGGCGCAUCACUGCUGCCUCAUGUGGGGCAGAGAAGGAGCAGGCCCUGCCCCCUCUGGCCCUACCCUUCUGGCAGCAGAGUAGUCCCUGCAGCGUGCAAUCGCCCCAGAAGCUGUCCUUGAUCUUGCAGGACCUGGACACCUCGCCCCCCCCCGCCAAGGACCCCGUCCCCUUCGAGCCCCGUGCCUUCCAGAGGUGCCGGCCGGAGUACGCUGCCGUUUACUAUGACCCCGCCCGGCGUCCAGCGCCCAUCUCCGCUGACGAGGCCUCCCUGCUGCUGGAUAAGGUGUCGGUCCUGCGUGGGUCUUCCAGGCACCAGGAUGUGCUGGGGAUCCUGGGCGAGCUGGGCCGCCUGCCCCAGGAGAAGCUGUUCUUGGUGCAGGACCACCCCUGCUUCUCCACGCUGCUGCGCUAUGUGGUGGACAGCCUGCGGCGCUUCUCCGACGCCCAGCUGCUGGAGGUCCUGCAGGCCCUGGUGUCCCUGGGCCUGGCCCCCGGCCACGGCAUGAUGGGCCCACUGGAGGCGGAGCUUGGGCGGCGGGCUGACGCCAUGGACCCGCGGCAGCUGCUGAUGGUGGCGGAUCUGUGGAGGUGCCUGAGGCGGGUGGUGCCCAAAUUCCUGGAGCGGCUCUACUGCAGCGCCGAGGGUUGGCGCUGGUCCAACUUGGGCCCAGCAGAACUGGUGCAGCUGGUCUACGUGAUGGGAGAGGGCCGGACUUCCACUCCGAGCCUGCUCCUGGUCCUGGGGCCGCAGCUCCUCCGCCACCUGAACCAGCUGACCCCCGAGGAGGUUGGAGUGCUCUGCCUGGGCCUCUUCAAGUCCCAGAGCUCACUGUCGUUACACGAUGUCACGCAGCUGGUGGGCCGCGCAUGCGCUGUGCUGCCCCAGAUGAGCGACUACGGGCUCGUUAACGUGCUGAAGCUGCUGCGCUUCAGCCAUCUGGACCACCAGAGGUUCCUGAAGGCUAUAGGGAAGGAGGUCCCAAAAAGGGCGCCUCAUAUGGGCGUCCAGGGCCUGAUGCACGUGGCCCUGGCCUGCUCCGCGCUCCAUUUCCGUGACGACGGCCUCCUGCGCGCCCUGGCGGACCGUCUGCCCGCCCUGGCGCUCCAGUGCCGGAGCAAAGAUGCCGCCAAGCUGCUGUGGGCGUUCGGGACGGUGGGCUUCCCGUCCAGCCAGGCGCCGCGGCUGUACCCCAGCCUGGAGGAGGCCAUGCGGGAGCGAGCGGACGAGUUCCGCCGCUACCCCGAGCACCUCCUCACCGGCCUCCUGGGCCUGGCCUUCGCCGGGAUCUUCCCCCGCGACCUGCUCGCGCUGGCCCUCAGCCCGGAGUCCGUGGAGCUGGCGGUGAGCUCGCCCCACCUGGAGCUGAAGAAGGACCUGUUCACCCUGGAUGCGACGGUGGGGCUGGAGGUGCCGGACUGGGCAGGGCCGCGGGUGCAGGAGGGCCUGGCGCAGGAGGUGACCGCCCAGCUGUGGAGCUUCGUGCAGCAGGACGUGUGCGUGAAGCCGUCGGUGCUGGAGGCCGAGGCACUCCUCCAGAGCCUGCUGGGCGGGGCGCGGUUCGUACGCAAGCACAUGAUCCUGCCGCACACCCGCUCCAUCGACCUGGAGGUCCACCUGGACCCCUCCGGGGACCCCAUUCCCCUCUGCUCCGAGGACAACCUCCAGGGUCAGGCAGAGAGUGCCACGAAGAGGAGCCACCUGGCCAUCACAGAGGACCUGCUGGCCCAGCUGACCAAAAUCACGGUAGAUCCCUCCACAAAACAGCCCGAUUCCCCUCCCGCCCACUCCACGCCGCCAACGAUAACCAGCGACGAGCCGUUCCCCAGUGAGGUAAACCUGACUGAAGGGCUCCUGGGGUCUCCCCUGCCCCAACCUACUGAGGGGGUGCAGAGGCUCGCUGUGCAGGUGACCAACAGGAACCAGUUCUGCUACCAUUCCAAUCACAUGUUGGGGCUGCAUACGUUGAAGAGGAGGCAGCUGGUCCUGUUGGGCUACCGGGUGGUGGAGCUGUACUACUGGGAGUGGUUUCGACUGCUGAAGCGCUCUCGCUCAGAGAGACUGACUUACCUUCACUCCAAGAUCUUUGAAGACCUGGACUGAGAAACUGGCCUGUCUUCAGUGCGGAAUCUUCAAUAACCUUGGCUGUGGGACAAUCCUCUCUCUCUGCACUGAGAAAUGGGUCAACUUGUGCUGUGAGAAAGGUGGCUCUCUGCAUCGUAAAAGACCUUCCUUUGAGCUGCACGCGAACACCUUUAGCUUAGAGGGCGGCAGCAGUUAGAGACAUCUCAUUCAGCCAAUCAAAAGAGAGGCCUACGUGCUUCUCAGUGCCUCCAAUUUAGAUUAUAGACGAUUACACUGUUGAAUUGAGUGUAACAGCGAUGUAUGUGCCAUGUUUUGAAGGGAUCUGUUUAAAGGGAAUACACCCACAUUGAAUUUCAGAGAUCAAGUGGUCUUUUGCGCUCCUGCAGAAACCUGGCACUGUUAAUUGGGUUAUGACAUUGCUUCCUUGAUGUAGUAUUACAAUUCCUGGGCAGUGUCCCACUGGAAUUGAAGUGUCUUACUGGAAUCGCAAUAUUCAUCAGUGUGAAAAUGUAUCCAGGCAUUCAAUAUUUAUGAUCAUCAAAUGGGAAAUUCCAACAUUAUGGAUGUGACAUUUGGACACAAAAUGACAAGCAAAAUUCCUCAGACUCAUGACUCUUCUUACAUGAUAAAAUAUGUUGAUGCAUCAUAUGAAUAUGAAUGUCAUAGCAACCAAAACAAUAAUUAAAAAAAUAAAGUUUAAAUAAAAUACAAAUAACUUGCAUUAUGGAUGUGACGCAAAAGAUGGGUAUUUUGGGGAGACUAUACAAAGUCAGUGCAUUUCAAAGUCUCAUGCAGAAAGAGAUGCUUGGCUGAACAUAAAAAUAGCAUUUUUUAAACUAUUUAUGUCUUCGUCUUGGAGAUACCUGCAUUAUGGAUGUGAUGCAUCUGAAAAGCACAAUGUUUGACGAUCUCCUUCCCAAUCAAAUUUUUGCAUAACACAUUUGCUGUCAUCGGAAAUGAUACUAAGUAUCUGUUUUGACAUUGAGAAAACCAUCUGAAAUGGUUUUGAAUGUUUUCAAGAUGGCCACCAAAUAGCAUUGUUUUCAAUGUAAUGUAUAAUGUAAUACGUUUAAUUUUAAGUUUAUUUUUUCAUGCUCAGGCUGACAUUACUGUGGAAGUGCCCAUAUGGCAUGCCUGCUUGCACUAAGCCUCUGGUUUGUCUUCAGCCACGCAAGGGAAGAGGUUCCUCUCUUUCAGGAGUGACUGACAUGAGCAAGCAUUCUUAUUAGAUCCUGUGUUUGUGAAAUUAGAAGGGCAGUAAUUAGUGCAGAGGGGGAGCUGCACGCCCAGGCUGAGAGUCUCUCUCAUAGCAAGGAGACGGGGAGCCCAGGAAUACCCCUGUGGGGACUGAGUGAGGGGCUAAAGAGUGUCACCUCACACUCUUUAGCCCCUUAUGGGCGGAUGCAACCUGCACGUUACGUCUCCCUUAAAUUAAUAUGUGAUUAGAAUGUUCCCAACUGAACAUUCUAACACUGAAGGCUCUGCCCACUCUCCUCCAUUUUCUCUGCUUUCUAGCGAUAGGUGGCGAAACUGCCAAGAAGUAUAACUUUUUGUCUUUAGAACAAUUAAGGAAAGCAUAAAUGUACUAAAAGCUGCAUACAUUUAUUUCUUUAACUUUUCCAUUUGUUCACUAUAUCCAUAAAUAAAUAAAUUGCCCUUUGUUCUACAUC
Messenger RNA from Conger conger (European conger), 4075 nucleotides. It is a transcript of the gene fastkd5, whose product is annotated as FAST kinase domain-containing protein 5, mitochondrial. Gene Ontology annotation, molecular function: RNA binding. Gene Ontology annotation, biological process: regulation of mitochondrial mRNA stability; mitochondrial RNA processing. The record is from RefSeq and is a predicted model, not a curated record. NCBI's taxonomy places the organism in Eukaryota, Metazoa, Chordata, Actinopteri, Anguilliformes, Congridae. The transcript has 2 exons. Gene Ontology annotation, cellular component: mitochondrial matrix; ribonucleoprotein granule. Bases 159 to 2423 code for a protein of 754 amino acids.